CCCAGCGUCCACUGCUCCCCAUUACGUCACUGCUGACCGGAGGGUAGGCCUCGCUCCAUCAAGCUGUGCAGCAAAACUUUCAGCAGUGCACACAUUUCUCUACAAGUUUAUUGGAACAGGAGUGCACCCAAAGGUUGCAGGAUAGUAGCUCUCGAGGGCUGGAUCUGGGUAACCCUGCCAGAAAGCAGCAACAGGCUUGCAAUGGAGCCUUCAGGAAACACUACAAGCAACCACACCUUGAACUCAACAGGAGCUGAGGGCUCGUGGGAGAUCAACGACAAGACUAAACUGUGCCGCUUCCUCUGCUACGGCUCCGAGGGAGACAUCUACACCGCCAGGGAGCAGGGCCAUGUCUCCACGGAGAACGCCGGAGCGCUGCUGACCCUGCUGCAGGAGGGGAGAGGUGCCGAGGUGGUGGAGGAGAUAAAGCGCUUCGCCCAAGACGGGCGCGCCGUCAGGCCGGGCCCUGCCGUCUUUGCCCUGGCUGUGUGCUCUCAGCACUCCGAGCUGAAGACCAGGCAGGCGGCUUUCAAAGCCUUGAAGGAGAUCUGUCGGGACCCCGCCCACUUGUUUUCCUUCAUUCAGUACAAAAAGGAGCUGAAGGAAGGCAUGAAAUGUGGGAUAUGGGGCCGUGCCCUGAGGAAGGCCGUGUCUGACUGGUACAAUGAGCAGGAUGCCCUGAGUCUGGCGGCGGCGGUGACCAGAUGUAAGCAGAGAGAGGGCUGGUCCCACCAGGACCUGCUCAGACUCGCCCACACCAAACCAGCCACAGAUGCUGUCGCCUUGAUCAGCAAAUAUGUAACAAAGGGGUGGAAGGAGGUCCAGGAGGCCUAUGGCGACAAAGAGAACUCUGAGGAGGUUGUCAAGGUGCUUUCCUACCUUGAAGUGGUGGAAAAGGUCAAGCACAGCUGUGAUGAAGCGGAGGUGAGCAGUUUGAUAGAGGAGCACAAGCUGGAGAGGGAGCAGCUGCUCACAGAUCACCUGAGGUCCAAACAGGUAUGGAGUGCUCUACUGAGGGAAAUAUCUCUGCAUUCCAUUCUGAAAAUCCUGGGAAAGAUGACGUCCAACAAACUUGUUGAACCAGGCAGCUCGGAGACACAAACCAUAUGUGACAGACUCCAGAACGAGUCCUCUCUAAAGAAGGCAAAGAUCCACCCUUUCAGCAUCCUUUUGGCUUCAGAAAACUACAAGCGAGGCCAAGGCUACCAGGGCAAAACCAAAUGGGAAGCAGACAGUAGCAUCCUGAAGGCAAUGGACUGCGCUUUUUACAAAAGUUUUAUGAACGUGGAGCCUGUGGGUAAGCGCUUCGUCCUGGCAGUGGAUGUGAGCACGUCGCUGACCAGCGUUGUCCCGGGAACGGCCAUCAGCACCGCCGUAGCAGCCGCAGCCAUAACCAUGAUUUUUGCUCAGACGGAACCAAACACGCAUGUCCUGGCCUUUUCUGAGGGAACCGUGGUUCCUUGCUCUCUUUCUGCUGACAUGACGCUUGCAGAAGUAACCGCAGAGCUGGUUAAGUUCCCCAGUGGCAGCACAGACUGCACGCUUCCCAUCACAUGGGCCGCAGGAAGCGGGAAGUCCAUCGACAUGUUCAUCAUUCUGACUAAUAACCCACUGUGGACGUUUACAGCCAGCCCGGUGGAUUCUCUGAAGAAAUACAGACUAGCAUCAGGCGCCGCUUCCAAGUUGGUGAUGUGCGGCUUGACUUCCAUCGGACACACCAUCGCGGACACAGAGGACAGGGGUUUACUCAGCCUCUGCGGCUUCGACCUUGGAGCCUUCUGUGUCAUUCGUAACCUUGCCCUCGAUCUGAUCUGAUCUGAUCGAGCAACGGGACCAUCCGAGUCAUGUACAAAAAGACAGCACAAAGUGGACCAACAGGGGGUCGCACAUGGAGAGCAACUAACCCAAAAGAUGCUGACACUUGCAAUUCCAGAUUUUUGUAUUAUGUUACAUAGAAAGCGACUGACCAAGCGUCCAGCGGGCUGGACGGCUCCCUGCUGAUGUUACGUGCACAUAUUUUCUGUGAGGUUUUGAAAGGCAAGUGCUAAUACAGGGUAUGCUGCAUAUGAGGCAGUCACAGGUGACUAUGUGGCAGGAUUUUGAUGGUUUCUCGGUAACCUCACUUACAGCAAGAAGAUGGCAGACAGGAGAAACUGACAGAAUGUCAGGCUUCACACAGCUGGAGGUUUACUUUACGCUGGUUUUCUGUAGUUUUUAGUCUGCAUCUAUGGUAGCAGGUCUGGACUGAAGGAUAGGUGAAUUAUAAACCUGGAGGUUGUUUCUCAGUUUUAUGUUGCGUGAGUAUAAAUUAUUAACCUAUAAAUGGGAAAUGAGAGGAAGCGCCAAAAGUCCACAGAAUAACUUGCUGUUCUGUACAUGAGUUUGAUUUAUUUAGUUUGACCAGUUUUAUUUUAAUACUAACACUACUUUUUUUUUUUUUUUUUUUUUUUAGAUUACUUAUAUUGGUUUUAGUUCUAUUAAUGUUUAGCCCUUUAGGCCAGUUUGAUUAUAUCAGAGUAGGAUCUCUCACUCACACUGAAGCUGAUAUGCAGUCCCACAUAAAUGGUUUAUAUCCUCUCAUCACAAGAAUGGAUUCCAUAAUAAUUUAAAGAGAUUAAUCAUUUAUUUGAACCCGUUGGAAGAAUUGUAUUAUUUGAAAUCCACAAUUACAUACACAAGUUUGAAUUGACUGUUUUAUUUUCUUUAAUCCACAUAGUCAACGUUCUCCACACCCCGCUAGUUAAUGUCCCUUAGCAGGUUACAGAGAAACCCCACGCUUAUUUGCCAUCAUUCUGUCUGGAUAUCUGACCACCUUUUUAUCAAAAAUGGUGACGUUUAUUUAAGCGAGUUGGUUUCCUGCCACAGACUUUAAGUGAAGUCCAACCGUUUUUAAUCGGGUUGAGCUCAGGGCUGUUUCAGAACCGUAAUGCAAGGCUGCUGUUUGGGAUGGUUGUCCCGUUGGAACAACCAGCCGCAUCCAGGUUUUAGCUGUUGAUUUCAAAUGGAGUUGAAAAAUGUGGAUGUAGUCCGUCGUCAUUAUUUUAUCCAUUUCAGCCCCUCUGGCUUUGACACAGUCCCACAGCACGAUGCUGCCGCCACCAUGCCUGGUACCUGCCGUGGUGUUUUGAGGUUGAAUGCCGCACCUUGAUUCCUCUAAACAUUUUUCCUGCUACUCUGUUUUACCCGCUCAUUUUGGAUCAAGAUCUUUUUUUUUUCCUUGGUGGGUGCAAACGCACCAAGAGACUCGCUAAAGCUUAGUGCCAUUUAGCUUGUUCAGUUUCAUCAGAACAUAUUUCCCUACAUCUCUAAGGGUGGCAGGUUGGGUCAGAUGGCCUGAUCAAUGAUCCCAAACACCAAUCAGAACUGGUUUUGAUACACUUAAGCUUUCUGAAUGACUUGCUACAGAACUCUGACCUCAUUCCUAUUGAAAGUUUCUGACCUAUUAAUAAAAACUGGUCUGCCCCAGGAAACCAACCAACUUAAUCACCAUGUCUGAUAAGAAGAUUGGUCUAAUAUCCAGCUAGAAUUAUUCAAGGUCAUUGCUCAUGGCUACAAAAGGCACAUAACUUCUCUGCAAUUUACUAAGGCCCAUUUAACCAAAUGUAACACUCUGUUUGUUUUCUUUGAACUGUUUAAUUUUGAUCCAGUGUGGAUUAGAGGAAAUUCAUGUUCAAUUCAAGCUUGAGCUGCCAGUUCUUUUUUUUUUGUAUUUUUUUUGUUUUUUUGUUUGAGCACAUCAAUUAAAGUCAAAAUGAAAGAUAUUCAUGCUGAUGAUGAAUGCAUGCGAGGUUCUGACUGGUUCCACAUAUCAAGGGAACACUUGGUAUUCAUUAAAUGUGAUGGUCUAUUUAAGAAUGAAGGAGUUUUGUUGUUCGGCCUUUCGCUCUGCAACAGAAUUAUGCAAAUGUUCAGCACUUUUCACUGAUUAUGAUGACAGUUGAGAGAAAGCAGUUAAAUGUCUUAUUUCAGUCAGAAUUGAUGCAUCACAGUUAAGACGAUACUGUAUGAAGUUCAAAGUGGCAAUGGAAGCUGUGUAAAAACUCUUCACCAAGACUGAAUCAGCUGAGCUUGCUCUGCUGUAUCUUCAAUAUAACAGCCAGGGUUUAUGCAAAAAAUUAGGAGUUACAGCUGUUGUGGAAUAAUUCAAAUUGAAUGUAGUUUUGAAGUCAAAAGAUUUUUAGAGUUGCGCACUCUCCGUUAUAUUUCUCCAUUCCGGUUAGCAUCAGCGGAGGUCAUACCAUAGUAACUACAGUGCUGCUUAUUCAGUAAGGAGCAAUGCAGAUGUCAUUCACUAAACUUUUCAUCCUGAUGUGGACCAAAGCAUAAAACAUGAUCUCAACCCCGCAACUGAAAAAAUGUAUGUUCAUGCAUUCAUCCUUUAGUUUUCAGUGUUGAGGCAAUAUUUGUUUUCUUUUACCGUAGAAAUGGUGAACAUCUGAACACAAUGUUCCAUGAUUAUUGUUGCUACAGCAUCUGUAGUCUUUACAGGAGAGAGUAUUGUUGUGGUAUGUGUCCACCGUGGUUCCCUUCUUUUCCAUCUUACAGCCUGUUCCAUCUAGCUGUUACACAAGCACUCCGCCUGUAGUGGCAAUGUAAUCCCAUCUCUAAUAAAGUUUAUGCUGCUCUUAAGA
Molecule: messenger RNA, 4631 nt
Organism: Fundulus heteroclitus (mummichog)
Lineage: Eukaryota; Metazoa; Chordata; Actinopteri; Cyprinodontiformes; Fundulidae
Gene: ro60
Product: Ro60, Y RNA binding protein
Exons: 10
Coding region: 202-1815 (537 amino acids)
Cellular component (GO): ribonucleoprotein complex
Molecular function (GO): RNA binding
Source: RefSeq, a predicted model, not a curated record